Messenger RNA from Lichtheimia ornata, 750 nucleotides. Its product is annotated as haloacid dehalogenase, type II. NCBI's taxonomy places the organism in Eukaryota, Fungi, Mucoromycota, Mucoromycetes, Mucorales, Lichtheimiaceae. The record is from RefSeq and is a predicted model, not a curated record. The coding region runs from base 1 to 750 and encodes 249 amino acids. The transcript has 3 exons.
AUGCCGGCCGUUGCCUUUGAUAUCCUAGGAACACUUUUCACUUUUGAUAAAGUGGUCGCUUGCUUACAGGAAACCUUUAACGAACUGGCGUCUGAGCAAGCUGCAAAGCACUUGUUUCGCGAUUGGUUCUGGUCUAGCACGCGCGAUUUUUUUGGAGCAUCACACGCAGGCCGAUACAUUCCACUUUUGAAAGUCCUCAAGUCCACUUUAACGCGCACCAUGCUGAUAGCAGGAUACGAUGCACCAUCAUUGGAGCAGAUAGAGGCUGUCAUGAAAACGUUCAACGAGCUGGAACCCGCUGUUUCAGCUUUCGACGCGCUCACACUUCUUCACGAAAAAGGCUGGGAUAUCUGGAUUGUCACCAACGGUAGCCAUGAUACAACAUCCAGGCUACUUGAACGUACAGGUCUUUUUCAUUUCUUUCGACAAGGCUCGGACAAGGAGAUAAAUGUGAUGAGCUGUGAUGACUUGGGUAUAUCCAAACCCCAUCCAAAAGUAUACUCAGAGCUUAUGCGUAUUGCAGUUCAUAGAACACAACGCAUCGAGAACUUUUAUUUGAUUUCAUCUCAUGCUUGGGACUUGGCAGGUGCAAAAAACGUGUGUUUUCGGACCGUAUUUCUGACAACAGAAGAAAAGGUAUACCCCAAAGAUUUAUAUGAUGGCACCGGUCCUGACAUUCAAGGUGAUACUAUGCUAAGUUGUGCCAAAACCAUGAUAGAGUUAGAGAGCAACAAAAAGUCAUAUAUGUAG